Molecule: messenger RNA, 1883 nt
Organism: Rhododendron vialii
Lineage: Eukaryota; Viridiplantae; Streptophyta; Magnoliopsida; Ericales; Ericaceae
Product: cleavage stimulation factor subunit 50
Exons: 14
Coding region: 233-1561 (442 amino acids)
Biological process (GO): mRNA 3'-end processing
Cellular component (GO): mRNA cleavage stimulating factor complex
Molecular function (GO): RNA binding; protein binding
Source: RefSeq, a predicted model, not a curated record
UGAGGGGUUAAAUAACAAGCGUUUUCGACGUCGCAAAAAUGGCGGCAACACUAGCUGCUGGAUUUUAGUAGCAGAUCGAUUUCCUACAAAGAUACUAGGGUUCUUAAACGAACCCAGUUCAGACACUGCCAAGUUUGAAUGGGCAAACCAAAAUAAAAUUGGGUUGGAAUUCGAAAAAAGAAGAAGCAUUUCGUAGGAGUUUUUCAAAGUGGUUUUAGGGAUUCUUAUAGGAAUGGAAAGCAGCAAUAAUAAUGGCAGCUUGGAGCAGACAUUGCAGGAUGGAAAUCUGUAUCGUCAGGUCAAUGCUUUCAUCGUAGCCCAUCUUCGCGACAACAAUCUCAAUCAGGCUGCAAGUGCAGUUGCUUCAGCUACAAUGACCCCAUUGAAUGUUGAAGCUCCUCCGAAUAAGCUCCUUGAACUGGUUGCUAAGGGCCUUGCAGUGGAGAAAGAUGAGAUGUUAAGAGGUGUUUCUUCAUCUCCGUUGUUUGAUUCAGGUGCAGCAAUACCUGCGCGAUACGGUUCAAUUCCCGAACCUCGCGUUGUUGCUGUUGAUUUCAGUGCCGUGCAUGAUAUAAAAGGUGCAUCAAAGAGCUUUCCGAAGCAUGAGACCCGACAUGUUUCAGAGCAUAAGAAUGUUGCCAGAUGUGCAAGAUUCAGUCCUGAUGGAAGGUUUCUUGCAACUGGGAGUGCAGACACAUCAAUAAAGCUCUUUGAGGUAAUAAAAAUCAAGCAAAUGAUGCUGCCAGAUGCAAAGGAUGGUCCAGUGCGACCAGUCGUACGGACAUUUUAUGACCAUCUACAACCAAUAAAUGAUAUAGAUUUUCAUCCUCAGAAUACUGUUAUGAUUACUGGGGCCAAAGAUCAUACAAUAAAGUUCUUUGAUUUUUCAAAAGCAGUUGCAAAGAGAGCAUUCAGAGUUAUCCAGGAUACUCAUAAUGUGCGAUCUGUAGCUUUUCAUCCCUCUGGAGAUUUUGUUUUAGCAGGCACCGAUCAUCCCAUUGCACACUUGUAUGAUGUCAAUACUUUCCAAUGUUAUCUAUCAGCAAAAAUCCAAGACAUCGGUGUGGAUGGAUCCGUAAAUCAAGUGCGGUACUCGUCAACUGGUGGCAUGUAUGUGACAGCAUCUAAAGAUGGUGCUAUUCGUAUAUGGGAUGGGGUAACAGCCUCUUGCGUGCGUUCUAUACUUGGUGCACAUGGUGCAACAGAAGCCAUCAGCGCAAAUUUUACAAAAGAUCAAAGGUUUGUUCUCUCCUGCGGAAAGGAUUCUUUGGUGAAGCUGUGGGAAGUUGGCACUGGAAGAUUGGUUAAACAGUACGUGGGAGCUACACAUACACAAUUGCGAUGCCAGGCUGUCUUCAAUGAUACGGAAGAAUUCGUACUAUCCAUAGAUGAACCUAACAAUGAGAUUGUGAUAUGGGAUGCAAUAACAGCAGAGAAAGUCGCAAAGUGGCCCUCCAACCAUAUUGGUGCACCCCGUUGGCUCGAGCACUCACCGACAGAGGCUGCGUUUGUUUCCUGUGGAAAUGACAGGUCCGUACGAUUCUGGAAGGAACUUCCAUAGAAUCCCACAGAAAAAAGGUUGGCAUCUCAUUCUGCGCAUGCAGAUACAAAAAAGAAAAACACUUUAGGCACAAAUGGGUGCCUUGCUAAAGUUAGUGUAAAACUGAAAAAACGGGGUCAUUGGGGAGACCCGGAAGCAUUAGAAUCUGAAGAUAUUUGGAUAAUUUCCAGUUCUCUGUAACUUAUUGACUGGUGAAAAUUUUGUUUCAUUUUUUGUAAUCUGUGAUGGAUUUUGUAAAUUUUGGUUGGAACAACCAGAAUGCACUGGAGUACGAAAAUUGAACUUACGUACCAUUUCUUAAAUUGUGAAGCUUGUUGGCUCA